AAACAAGUUAUGAUUCUCUCAGUUCUGAGACAUAGCUCAAAUCAAAGAUUUAAUGCAUUUCAGUCUGUCAUUGGCUCCUUCCUAGAGUCAAAACAAUGUCCCGAGAUCAUCUUGGAGACAGUCGCACACAUGGGCAUAUCCAUAUCUGUCAAAUCUAUUGCACGGAUGGUCAAUUCAUUGUCCAAAAAAGCUGAGGAGCAAUUAAAAACCUUGGGUCCUUCAAAUAACAUUUACGACAACUUUGACAUGGAU
Molecule: messenger RNA, 252 nt
Organism: Desarmillaria tabescens
Lineage: Eukaryota; Fungi; Basidiomycota; Agaricomycetes; Agaricales; Physalacriaceae
Exons: 1
Source: RefSeq, a predicted model, not a curated record